UGUGUCCUAACUACAAAUUAUGGACAAAAAUCUAUUCUUCAUUUUGGCCUUCUGCCUUCUUCUCCAUGGAGCUAAUGCUCAACUCAAAAUCGGGUUUUACAACUCCUCGUGUCCUCAAGCUGAGUCGAUAAUCGAGCGAGUUGUCCGAUUAAGAUUCAGAAACGACCCUUCCGUUACACCGGCAUUGCUUCGAAUGCAUUUUCACGACUGCUUUGUCAGGGGCUGCGAUGCAUCGAUACUCGUAAACUCGACGAGGACAAAGUCCGCUGAAAAGGACGCCGGUCCAAACGAGACCGUCCGAAACUACGACCUCAUCGACGCCGCCAAAGCGCAGCUCGAGGCGGUGUGUCCCGCCACCGUCUCCUGCGCCGACAUAAUCACAUUAGCCACGCGCGAUGCAGUGGCCCUAUCCGGUGGGCCCCACUACAAAGUCCCAACGGGCCGGCGUGACGGGCUCGUCUCCAACGUUGAAGACGUAAACCUGCCCAGCCCGGCCCUAACCGUCCCCGAGGCCUUCGCAUUUUUCGGGCCCAAAGGAUUCACACUUGUCGACAUGGUCGCCCUUUUCGGCGGCCACUCGGUCGGAGUAUCGCAUUGUGCGUUUUUCCAGGACCGGAUCUCGGAUUUUCAGGGCACGGGUCGACCCGACCCGACGAUGGACCCAAGGCUGGCGGAGACGCUCCUGAAGAGGUGCGGGACGCAAUCCAGGCCGUUGAAUAGAGAUCCGACCGUGUUCCUCGACCAGGGUACGGGAUCGGUUUUCGACAAUCAGUUCUACGGUCAGAUUCGAUCGAGGAGAGCGAUCUUGAAGAUCGAUCAAGAACUCGCCCUGGAUCCAUCGACGGCUCGGAUUGUUUCGAUUUUCGCCUCGAAUCGGACUGCGUUUAAUCAGAUUUUCGAGAGGGCUAUGAUCAAGAUGAGCAAAAUCCAGGUUCUUGUUGGAAAUGCUGGGGAGAUAAGGAAGAAAUGCAGUGUGUUUAAUCCUCGUCCGAAGGGAAAACGAGGUUGAUGAUGAUCAUGACAUUAAGGUUUUAUUGAUUCGAUUAAUUUCAUUCUUUUAAGGUUUGGGGAUUUUAAGGUUUGGAUUGUGGGACAGUCAUUUGUUUGAUCUUGUAUUGCUCGUUAUGUUCGGAACUUUGGGAGCGCGUGUAAGACCAACGGCAAUAAUAUCUCGACCGCCACAUCAGAAUUUAAAAAAUAAAAAAUAAAAAGGUGAUUUUUCC
Molecule: messenger RNA, 1223 nt
Organism: Andrographis paniculata
Lineage: Eukaryota; Viridiplantae; Streptophyta; Magnoliopsida; Lamiales; Acanthaceae
Product: peroxidase 57-like
Exons: 2
Coding region: 20-1009 (329 amino acids)
Biological process (GO): response to oxidative stress; hydrogen peroxide catabolic process
Molecular function (GO): peroxidase activity; heme binding
Source: RefSeq, a predicted model, not a curated record